This is a messenger RNA of Strongylus vulgaris, 237 nucleotides long. The record is from the annotation of a GenBank genome assembly. Lineage: Eukaryota; Metazoa; Nematoda; Chromadorea; Rhabditida; Strongylidae.
AUGGGAAAAAUUCGACGGAAGAACUUGAAAUCUGACGAGUCUUUGACAUGCCAAGUUCCAUCACAUGCGGUUAUCAAAAACGAAGCAUCCGGUUGGGAUUUCGGAGGUGAUGAUGCCGAGGUGCCAAUCACCCUUGUCAGAGAUGAUGGAGUUAUUUACUCGACCCCGAUGAUGUUCUCCUACAAGACGCUCAAGGUGCAACAACGGCAGCCGCGCUAUGGCGAAUCAUUCAACUGA